AUGGCUUCCUCUGUACUUAAUUUUAUCCUUUCACCCUCUCACCAUCAGUAUUCUGUACCAUCAUUAUCCUCUGUUUCACCAAUAAAUUAUGGUUCAAUUAAUUCAUCUUCGUAUCACAGCGGAAGAGGAAACUGCAAUUUAAAGAAAAGGGGCAUUUGUAGGUCAUCUUCUAGUGUAGUCGAAUUCAUUGAACCUCCUGAAACUCAACAAUCAAAAGAUGAGCUUAUUGGGUCCUUGAAGUUCAAAUUAUUGAGUGCAGUUUCUGGGUUAAAUAGAGGUCUUGCUGCAAAUGAAGACGAUCUACGCAAAGCUGAUGAUUUUGCAAAGGAGCUUGAAUCUACCGGAGGUCCAGUAGAUCUUUUGAGUGAUCUUGAUAAACUGCAAGGCAGAUGGAAAUUGAUUUAUAGCAGUGCAUUUUCUUCUCGGACACUUGGCGGGAGUCGUCCCGGGCCACCCACUGGAAGACUUCUUCCCAUAACUCUUGGCCAGGUGUUCCAAAGGAUUGACGUCUUUAGCAAAGAUUUUGACAAUAUAGUAGAGCUUCAAUUAGGUGCUCCAUGGCCUUUUCCACCUGUUGAAGUAACUGCCACUUUAGCCCACAAAUUUGAAAUUAUAGAAAGUUGCAAAAUCAAGAUAACAUACGAAAAAACAACUGUGAAGACAACAGGAAAUUUAUCUCAACUUCCACCAUUGGAUAUACCACAUGGAUUAAGGCCACCAUCUAAUCCAGGAACUGGUGAAUUUGAAGUUACAUUCCUCGACUCAGAAACGCGCAUCACUCGGGGAGACCGGGGAGAGCUACGGGUUUUCGUAAUCUCAUAA
Fraxinus pennsylvanica is the source of this 822-nucleotide messenger RNA. NCBI's taxonomy places the organism in Eukaryota, Viridiplantae, Streptophyta, Magnoliopsida, Lamiales, Oleaceae. The record is from the annotation of a GenBank genome assembly.